Gamsiella multidivaricata is the source of this 583-nucleotide messenger RNA. RefSeq lists its product as uncharacterized. The transcript is spliced from 2 exons. The coding region runs from base 78 to 494 and encodes 138 amino acids. The record is from RefSeq and is a predicted model, not a curated record. NCBI's taxonomy places the organism in Eukaryota, Fungi, Mortierellomycota, Mortierellomycetes, Mortierellales, Mortierellaceae.
AGCAUCCUCACCCUCGUCCAUUCUCCUCUCCUCUCUCUACAGCACCACCCCACCCCACCACAGUCGUUGUCACGAACAUGAAAUUCAUCGCCCUUGUCUCUCUGGCCGCCGCAGUCCUGGCCCUCUCCGAGGCUGCCCCCAACCCCAAUGGACACUCUGUCCCCCUGACUCGCAACCCGCACUUCAAGCACAACACGCACGCCCAGAUUGCCAAGUUGAACAGGCGCUAUCCCGGCAUGAACAUCCUCAAGGGAUCGACCGGCAACGUCCCUCUCACCAACGUCCACCCCGAUCUUGAGUACUACGGCAGCGUCUCUGUCGGUUCGCCUGCACAGGUUGUCAAGCUGGACUUUGACACCGUAAGGCUCGUCCGAUAUCUGGUUCCCCUCCAGUACCUGCACUACCGCUGCCUGCAAGAAGCAUACCCGGUUCAACUCCUCCAAGUCCUCGACCUUCAAGAAGGAUGGCCGUCAAUGGAAGAUUUCCUACGGUGAUGGCUCCACCGCCUCCGGUACUCUCGGCUCCGACAUUGUCAGCGUCGGUGGCGUCUCUGUCCGCCAGACCAUCGGUCUUGCCACUGCCG